UUGGGUCCCCUGACAUCGCUCUCGCUCCGCUAUGCAUUAGAGCCAUUCAUGGAGCGAGCUUAUGGACGAGAGACCCGAGGCGCGUCUCUACAUGUCAACAAGCCGUACGUGAUUCCCUGUCUUGAUUUCUAAAUUACAAACCGACAACCUGUCACCUUAGCAUCGACCUGGCAUCCGCCGCCUCAGGAGAUCAUGGCGGCGCGCGCAGCCAGCGCGGAGACCUGCAAUCAUUCAGCGACUAUACCCCAGCCAGCCGAGUGGGCCGAGGAAGUUGAGCGAUUCGCCUCGCCCCGGGGUAUUUGCAGCGUGAGCAACAGCAGGGUCAAGUCGGGUCAGGUCGACCAGUACAGCUGGGGUCAUCUGGCCGAUGUGUCCAAAGACCCAUUCAUUAUUACCUACAAUCAUCUUCGCAAUGCCCGACGACGGCUUGCGGCUGCAUUCCAGCAGGGGCCGAGGUUCUGCUCUGCUGGAUUUGAGCUUUGCCCCUUUUGUCUGUUGGAAGUGGAAGGCAAAACGACGCAGGCGAACCGAGCCACAUGCCAAGUUUCGAUUCUCCGCCCAUCGAAGGAAGUAUCGCUUCCUCUUCAUACGUUCUACGUUCAAGAUAGACUUCUCGGUUGGAGAUCAAGCUCCAAGCAUCGAACACAGCUUGAAAGAUCAGCAAGAUAGCCUGGAAGCUGUACAAAAACCCGACCCAGGCCUUGUGGGAUUAUAUCUGUAGGCGAUUCCCAGCUUCUUUGGAGAAGUCCCAGAGAGAGCUAAUUAGGGAAAGAAGGCCGAA
Molecule: messenger RNA, 781 nt
Organism: Aspergillus brunneoviolaceus CBS 621.78
Lineage: Eukaryota; Fungi; Ascomycota; Eurotiomycetes; Eurotiales; Aspergillaceae
Exons: 1
Coding region: 193-669 (158 amino acids)
Source: RefSeq, a predicted model, not a curated record